UCAGGCUCGACUGGGCCGGACCCCUUCCCCUCUUCCCUCGGCGCCGUCGGCCGCCUUCCCCGCCGCCUCCCGCCCCUGCGACCCCGCCGCCUGUCGCGACAUGGCCGGCGCGGCGCCCCCGCCCCCGCGCGGCCCUGGCGCUCGCAGUCCGCCGGGCGGUGCGCGGCCCCCUCACGCCCGCCUCCCUCCUCCACGCCCCUCAGCCGCGCCCGGGGGUCCUCCCGCGACCCCGGCCCCGCGCGGCGUCCGCGUCGGGCCCCCGUGGGGUGUGAGGGUGCGAGGUGCCCGCCCCUCUCCGCGUCGGUAUUGGCUCCUCGCUGGAAGGAUGGAGGCGCCCCUGGCCGCAGGUGCCCGCCCUCUCGGGGCUCAGGCUGGAAAUGCCCAUCUCUGCGUAGAGGAGGCUUGUCAGAGGGCUUAGGUGUCCCUGAGUCUGCAGCACCGCCGCACCUGACCUGUAA
This is a messenger RNA of Cervus elaphus (red deer), 458 nucleotides long. RefSeq names its product basic proline-rich protein-like. The transcript is spliced from 2 exons. Lineage: Eukaryota; Metazoa; Chordata; Mammalia; Artiodactyla; Cervidae. Bases 101 to 418 code for a protein of 105 amino acids. The record is from RefSeq and is a predicted model, not a curated record.